GCGACUUCGCCCGACAUGUACGACGACAAUAGCGAGGGCGAGCAUUGGGAGCAGGAUAUCAAACAUGAGUCACAGACAUCCCCUACAGGGCCCGCGGGCACGUUGGCUCAGGCUCAGUCAAAAUCCCAACUGCCCAUGCAGAAGCGACGAAGGGUGACCCGAGCAUGCGACGAGUGUCGAAGGAAGAAGAUCAAAUGCGACGGCAAGCAGCCUUGCACACAUUGUACAGUCUAUAGCUAUGAAUGUACCUACGACCAGNNCUCUUCUAAUCGUCGUCGCAACCCCGCUCCUCAGUACAUAGAGGGUCUGGAGCACCGAGUUCACCGCGCUGAGACGCUACUGCGAAUGCUCAUGCCUGACCUGAACCUAAACGACCCCAGCAUCGACGUCGCCGUUGCUCAAGGAUAUAUUCCUGGUUUCUCCAACAAGCCCGUCAACAAUGAUACUCCGGCCAUUAAACCUGCUGCUUCUGCACCUGCGAACCUCACAUCCGCUCCAAAUGGCGAUCAGAAAGACACCAACUUGGAAUCUAUGGUCCGCGCUAUCGGCCAACUCGAACUUGACGAACAAGGAAACUGGGAUUAUCAUGGUCAUUCUUCUGGCCUCAGUUUCGUGCGGCGCAUGCGAGAACAACUGGGUGACCUCCUUGGUCCCGACUCCAAGGCUACUCCAUUCAUCAAAUCGCGACCAAUGUCACAAGUCUUUGAUUCUCCGAGAUCUCUGAAUCCAGACUCUCCUGGCGUGUCUAUGGAUGGUGCGGUCCCUGGCACUGAUCUUCCUUCUAGAGAUGUUGCUCGAGACUUGUGUGAAACCGCCAUUACUGAUGCUUCUGUUCUGAUGAGAGCCAUUCAUGUUCCAACCUUCUGGGCAUCCUUCGAUCGCAUGUAUAACACACCAUACGAGAACUACACGAACCAGGACCACAAGUUUCUUCCUCUAUUGUACAGUACCAUGUCAGUAGGCUGUUUGUUUGGCAGCGACGAACAGAGUCCUUUGAACCAGGCUGGUUACGAGACUGCCAUUGACCAANNGGCACGUCAAUUGCUGGAUAUCGCAGACGCCCGCGACUUGACUUCUAUUCAGGCGGUCCUCUACAUGAUCUCAUUCCUCCAAUGCUCGGCCAAAUUAUCGCAAUGCUACGCAUAUGUAGGUGUAGCAUUGCGCUCCGCCCUACGCAUGGGUUUGCACAGGAACAACUCUGCAUUCAGCCGCACAUUCAAUCCUAUCGAGGCCGAGACCAGGAAGCGUGUGUUCUGGACCAUUCGCAAGAUGGACAUCUACGUUGGUGCAAUGUUGGGUUUGCCUCAAACGCUUAGCGAGGAAGACAUUGAUCAAGAAUAUCCUCUAGAGGUUGACGAUGAAUAUAUCACCGAAGAUGGUAUCCUUCCUAUGCCAGAGGGCACUCUUCCACUAACAACAGUCUUCAACGCACAUAGUCGGCUGGUGGAGCUAUUGAUCAAGAUCGUGCGGAAGGUCUAUCCCAUCAGAGCGAAGGACGUUCAAAGCAACAUGGACCGCUCCUACACUGUUCCCUUCUCCGUCAUUCGAGAAAUCGAAAAGGACUUGGAGACGUGGAAGAGCAAUCUGCCUGCAGGGCUGGACCCAUGCAAUAAUUCGAACCCUAAACUCACAAGGGCCCAACAACUCCUUCGUAUCGCAUACGCUCACGCUCAAGCCAUGCUUUACAGGCCUUUCUUGCAUUUCGUUGCAACCGACAAGAGAUCGCAUAACAUCGAUCAACGUGCGUAUACCUGCGCGGCUUCUUACGUCAACCUUUCGCGAAACCAUAUCCACCUGUGUGUGCAGAUGAAGCAGAAAGGACUGCUGAAUGGCGCGCAUUGGUUUGUCAUGUACACGACGUUUUUCGCCGUUGUGUCCUUGAUAUACUUUGCAGCAGAGAACCCGCAAAACAUCACAACUGAAGCCGUCUUGAAGGAUGCUAUCCAGGGCAAGGAAGUGCUGGCAUCUUUGGCUAAACGCAGCAUGGCAGCAGAUCGAUGCGCUCUAACAUUGGAGGGUAUUUUUAAAGCACUCCCAGCUUGGGCACGUGAAGGUCGUGCAAAUCCCGCUCCAUCACGCAAACGACGUCAAAGUUCGAACCAUGGUCCACCACAGAGUGCACGAAGCCACCCUGACAUCUCCGUCACUGCCAGAGAACAACCGCCGCCUCAGCCUGGAUCCGUACAACGAGCAAGCACUUUCCCAAACCAUUCCACAGUCCCGACGGCUUUUGAUCAACGAAUGUCUUUCCCUACAUCUUCGAUUAGCUCAGGUGCUAGCUCGUACACACCAACCAGUCCAAACUUCAACCAGGCUUUGGUCACUGGACCGAUGGAAAACAGCAGUCCUUCCAAUGGCAUACUCCCGUACAAUCUCGGAAUGGAUAUGACAAACCCAAAUCUACCCGAUCUGUCGGCGAUGAUGUUCCCAUCUGCAGAACCNUUUACCUACCCCAACCAGCCUCUAACGACUUUUGAGAACAACCAAUUUGCCAAAGAUCCCAACAUCUUCGACAGUUUCAGUGACUCAAAGGUGCCGGGAACAGGUUUCCCUAACAUCAACCUGAAUGACAUGUUCGGGGGUGAGAACGACAUAUUCGGUGGUGGAAUGCUUAUGGAUCAAGCGUUCCGAGGAGCAGGAAUCUGA
Messenger RNA from Aureobasidium musti, 2646 nucleotides. NCBI's taxonomy places the organism in Eukaryota, Fungi, Ascomycota, Dothideomycetes, Dothideales, Saccotheciaceae. The record is from the annotation of a GenBank genome assembly.